CGCCCCGUCCAGCGGAUUGGCCAGCGUCACUAGUGCGUACAGCUCGCCCAUUGGUGUACGCUGCUGUCAAUCACGCAUCGCCUCUCAUCGGACGAUCCUCCUCAGUAGGACGAUCGGUUUGUCUAGAGGCAACUUGACAGUCCGUUUUAAAAUCCGUUCACAAUAGUACAUCAGCACGGAUGUAUUAAUUUAUAUGCCCAUUUAGAUUUAAACUUAAGGAGUGGCAUACCAUCGUGAAUGGAGUAUCUCAUCCCGCAAAAGGUCCGUUUUCCCCCCGUAACGUGCCAUCGCCUGCGAGGAAAUCUGACCCUCAGCUGCAGGAGGAGCGCUGUCGAGCCGAACAUUUUUCUCCACCGUCAUCCGAUCUGACACCAUAUCCAAUGGUUACAGCCCAACCGCCAUCACGCCGCACGACACGGAGCUUUUUCGACAGGACACACGAUUUUAAGUCACAAAAUGGCAGUUUUCAGCUCACAGGUGCUUCUUGCCGUAACAAGAUCAAGGGGAUCCUACAUGCUUUCUAAAAGACACGGUUGUGCUUCACUCCCGUCGACCGCAUGCAUAUGCUACCAUUCGGAGUUCCUCAGCCGGGCUGCCGUCACAGCCAGGUGUCCCAGGCCGCUGUACCCCUGUUACACAUCCAGCUACAUCCGCCCUGGGUGCGUAGCUGCACGUCCCCUCCACAGUUCUUGUGCUUGGCUUCAAGAGGUGAAGGACACCGCUGCGGGUUCUGAACCCAUCAAGGGUGAGCCUGUCCCUGCCGCCUCUGGCACUCAACCACCGCCAGCACCACCAGCAGUGCCAAGGAAGUCCCUGGGACAGAGAGUCCUGGAUGAGCUCAAGCAUUACUAUCAUGGCUUCCGCCUUCUAGGCAUCGACACCAAAAUCGCGGGUAGGAUGGUCUGGAGGUUACUGCACGGGCAGCAGCUCACCAGGAGAGAGAGGAGGAGGCUGAUGCGGACAUGUGCCGACUUGUUCCGGCUUUUGCCCUUCAUAGUCUUUGUCAUCGUUCCCUUCAUGGAGUUUCUGCUCCCCGUAUUCCUCAAACUCUUUCCAGAAAUGUUGCCUUCCACAUUUGAGACAGAGUCCAAGAAGGAGGAAAAACAGAAGAAGGGACUCGCUGCUAAACUGGAGCUGGCCAAGUUCUUACAGGAGACCAUUGCUGAGAUGGCCAGGAGGAAUAAAGCAGCUGUUGGAGAUGAGACUCAGAGGUUCUCGACUUACGUGCAGCAGGUGAGGCACACCGGUGAACAGCCCAGCACUAAAGACAUCGUGAAGUUCUCCAAGCUCUUUGAGGAUGAGCUGACGCUGGAGCAUCUGGAGCGGCCGCAGCUAGUGGCCUUGUGUAAACUGCUGGAGCUGCAGCCCAUCGGCACUAAUAACCUGCUGCGUUUCCAGCUGAUGAUGCAGCUGCGCACCAUCAAGGCUGACGAUGAGAUGAUCGCCAAGGAGGGUGUGACCACAAUGACUGUAGCCGAGCUCCAGGCCGCCUGCAGGAGUCGCGGCAUGAGAUCUUUGGGUCUGACCACAGAUCAGCUCCGACAGCAGCUGCAGCAGUGGCUGGACCUGCACUUAAAAGAGAAUGUGCCACCGUCCUUGUUGCUGCUUUCUCGUGCAAUGUAUCUGACGGACCUCGCUCCUAAAACUCCAGUCAUCCCACCGGUGCCCAAACUGGAGAAAGCCACUCCUCCUCCUGUGGAGGCCGAAACCGCAGCUAAAGGGAAUCCGCUGUCCUCUUCAGUGGAGGUGCUGGUGGAUUCUGCUCCGGUCAUCAAAGACCGAAAGUCUGAAGAAUUGUUGGAGAAACCCAGAGGGCUGGACAUGCCAUCACCCGAAGCUCAGUUAAUACAUGCUAAAGAGGCAGAGCUGUCACAGAAGUCCAAGAUGAGCGCCAAUGGGAUGUGAGAGGCACUCCAUGUUUCCUCAUUCUGUUGCAGAUGAGGGUGGAGGUUCGAGUUUGGCUGCUUCUGCUGAGGAUGCGUCUCUCUCACAGUCCAGGAUUUCCGAGGCCUUGCCAUCUCACACCUCUCAAACGGACCAGAUGGACUAGCCGCAUCACAUCCUCCAUCGACAUCUGGUCCUCAAAAAGGAGGAACAUUGUUUAUGUUAGAAUUUAGACAUCACUCCAGCUUGACAUCCGACAUGUUUACAUCUCCCAUCCCCCUGAAGAUUUGACGAAUAAUGUAAAUUUGCAAUGAAAAAAACAUCGAAAACCAGGAAAUGAAAAAAUG
Messenger RNA from Sinocyclocheilus grahami, 2231 nucleotides. Its product is annotated as LETM1 domain-containing protein LETM2, mitochondrial-like. Gene Ontology annotation, cellular component: mitochondrial inner membrane. Gene Ontology annotation, biological process: intracellular monoatomic cation homeostasis. Bases 457 to 1905 code for a protein of 482 amino acids. The transcript is spliced from 11 exons. The record is from RefSeq and is a predicted model, not a curated record. Gene Ontology annotation, molecular function: ribosome binding. NCBI's taxonomy places the organism in Eukaryota, Metazoa, Chordata, Actinopteri, Cypriniformes, Cyprinidae.